Salarias fasciatus (jewelled blenny) is the source of this 2496-nucleotide messenger RNA. RefSeq names its product patched domain containing 3b (gene ptchd3b). The transcript is spliced from 4 exons. NCBI's taxonomy places the organism in Eukaryota, Metazoa, Chordata, Actinopteri, Blenniiformes, Blenniidae. The record is from RefSeq and is a predicted model, not a curated record. Gene Ontology annotation, cellular component: membrane. The coding region runs from base 1 to 2496 and encodes 831 amino acids.
AUGGCCAGAUUCCACUCAGACUGCAUAGAAGGUCCUCUUCGAACCUGCUUCAGCAUCAUGGGCCAUUUUAUCGGAUCACACCCGUGGUGGUUCAUCAUCGUCCCUCUGAGCUUCUCAGUAAGCCUGGGAAGUGGAUUUUACUUCCUCAAAGACAGAACAUCAAACGACCUCGAGGAGCAGUUCACUCCCGUCGGUGGACCGGCCAAGAUGGAGAGGAAAUACAUGGAGGAAACCUUUCCAGGAAACGGCUCUACGUUUUCACGCCUCAGGCUGAGUCGAGGAGGAAGCUAUGCUACUGUCAUCGCUACAAACAGCAGGAAUGUCCUGACUGCUGAGUCGCUUCAGGAAGUCCUGGAUGUGGACGUCAGAAUCAGAGGCAUGGUGCUGCAACAUCACAACCAGUCAUUCAAAUACGUGGAUAUCUGUGCUGAAGUUCAGGGAUCCUGCGUCCAGAAUGACUUCCUCAGUGCUAUUGAAUACAACAGCAGUAGGAUUGACUCCAUCAGUCUGACCUACCCAUGGUUCCACAACGGCAACAGACGCGUUCCGGUGUAUCUGAGUCUGGGAAGUGUGGAAAUGAAUCCUGGGAGCUCGACUGUGAGAAGCGCCAAAGCUGUGCAGCUCUAUUACUAUUUAGAGGACGACGGAGCAAAAACAGACGUCUGGCUGCGAGGCUUCAUCGAUCUGGUCUCAAAUGAAUCACCCUCUCUUAUCCAGGUGUCCUACUCCACCUCCAGGUCAAUGCAAUGGGAAUUCGACAAAACGCCAUCAUCUGUUGUCCAUUUAUUCUCCAUUACCUACACCGUCGCCAUCGCAUUCUCAGUUCUAACCUGCUGGAGGCUGGACAGUGUGAGGACGAAGCUGUGGGUGGCGCUGUGUGGCGUUGUUUCUGCAGGCCUGGCGGUCCUGAGCGCCGUGGGCGUGCUUCUGCUGCUCGGUCAGCCGUUCGUCCUGACGGCGGCCUCCUGUCCUUUCUUGAUAUUAGGUAUUGGGCUGGAUGACAUGUUCAUCCUGAUCUCCAGCUGGCAGAGGACCCGUGUUCUGGACGCCGUUCCCGACCGGCUUGCUGAAGCCUACAGAGACGCGGCGGUUUCCAUCUCCAUCACGUCUCUGACCGACGCUCUGGCUCUGCUGCUGGGCUGCAGCUCGCCCUUCGGCUCGGUGCGGUCCUUCUGCCUGUACGCCGGCGUUUCUGUGUGCUUCUGCUAUCUGUACAGCAUCACCUUCCUGGGAGCGUGCAUGGCCAUCAAUGGACGGAGGGAAGCCGGGAACAGGCACUGGUUCACCUGCAGGAGGAGCCCAGAGGACUCAUCAGCCGGCUCAGAGGUCUUCAGGAUGUGCUGCGUCGGGGGUCGCUACGAUCAAAACACUGAGCUGGAGGAAACUGAUCCCAUUAGUUAUAUUUUUGAGCAUUUUUAUGGCCCAUGUCUGACCCAUAAGAUCACCAAAGCUUGUGUGAUCAUGGUCUACGUAGCCUACCUAGCUGUCAGCAUCUAUGGCGUGUUGGUGUUACAGGAAGGACUGGACGUCAGGAACCUGGCUUUGGAUGACUCGUACAUCGUGCCGUAUCUCAGCCGUCAGAGGGAGCACUUCUCCGAGUACAGCUGCAGUGUGAUGGUGGCCGUGAGGCAGCCCUUCUGCUACUGGGACCCAGACCAGCAGGCGCAGCUGCAAGCAUGCAUUUCACACUUUGAAAGUCUGGACUUUGUCAACAGCACCCUGGCUUGGUUCACAUCCUACCGGGAUUACGCAGAGGCGUCGAGUCUGAACAUCAGCUCCAGGGAGUCCUUUCACACCCACCUCCCCCAGUUCUUACAGCUCAGCCCCACGUUCAGGGCAGACCUCAACCUGACGGCCGGCGGCCACGUCCGGGCGUCUCGCUUCUUCGUUCAGAUGCUGAACAGAACCGGCAGGAGGCGGCUGGUGACUGGGCUCCGCAGGGCGGCGGAGUCCUGCCCGGUGCAGCUGCUGGUGUUCCACCCCGCCUUCGUCUACCUUGACCAGGACGCCGUCAUCGUGGGGAACGCCGUCCAGACCGUCCUCGCGGCCGUGGCGGCGAUGCUCAUGGUGUCCCUGGUGCUGAUACCCGGCCCUCUCUGCUCUGUGCUCGUGACGUUAGCGGUUUGUUCGGUGCUGCUUGGCGUGGCGGGCUUCAUGUCGCUGUGGGCUGUAAGUCUGGACUCCAUCUCUCUGAUCAACCUCAUCAUGUGCGUCGGCUUUUCUGUGGAUUUCUCGGCGCACGUUUCCUACGCUUUUGUCUCCAGCGCUAAAAGUGACGUUGAUGGGAAAGUCGGCGAUGCUCUGGCUCGCCUGGGGCGUCCGAUCCUGCAGGGGGCAGCGUCCACGGUUCUGGGAGUGGCAGCGCUCUCCCUGUCUGGAUCCUACAUCUUCAGGACCUUCUUCAGGAUCGUGCUUCUUGUCAGCGCCCUCGGGUUGCUGCACAGCUUGGUGUUCAUUCCAGUGUUCCUGACGGUCCUCGCAGCCUGUAGGAGGUGA